UGACGGAGGCAGGUCAGGCUGAGCGGAGAGUCAGAGGGUUUAUUCCUCUCGUCGCUCUGUUCUCCCCCACUUUCCCGACGCGCCACCGUCAGGGUUCCUUCUUUCUGCAGCGGGACAUAAGAAGGACUUAAGCAGUUUCCAUCGAUUUACAAACUCCAGACAUGGCAUUAUGACGCAUUGAUUUAACUCUUUUAAACGUUGUAACGCAUUUGACGCACUUUUUUUUUCUAUUUUUUUUUUUUUCCACGCGCGUAAUUAUCCGUCUCUCCGUUUGGAAACGCUCUGUGCGUAACGGGAAUGGAGCGAAUUCCAGGCGCGCAGCAGCCGCCUCCUCUGUCCAAACACCAGGCUGAUCUGUCUGACGUGCAGGGGAUGGAUUUCCCGAUGUACGCCUACAAACCAAGGAGGGGGAUCAAGAGAGGAGAGGAGAGCAAGGAAACCUACAAACUGCCUCACAGACUUAUUGAGAAAAAAAGACGCGAUCGGAUCAACGAGUGCAUCGCUCAGCUGAAAGAUUUAUUACCGGAGCACCUGAAACUGACGACUCUGGGCCAUCUGGAGAAGGCUGUGGUUUUGGAGCUGACCCUCAAACACGUGAAAGCACUCGCCUCCCUUUUGGAGCAGCAGCAGCAGAAAAUCCUCGCCCUGCAGAGCGGCAUGCAAAUCGACCAGCCUUCUGUCAGUCAGGAGAAGUCGGAGGAACUCUUCCGCUCUGGCUUCCACAUGUGUGCCAAAGAGAUUCUUCAAUAUCUAGCCAGUCACGGGGCUGACGGAGACUUUGCACCAUCCCACAUCAUCAGUCACCUUCACAAGGUAGCUGCAGACGUGCUGCAAGCUCCAGUCCGACCUCGCACCCCUAUCAGCCCGCACCCCGAGGAAACCCCGGCCUAUCACUUGCUCCAUCCUUACAAGGAGGUCUCCACCGCCUUACCCCCUAGACCCAACGAUGGUUAUGGGAGGAACUGUGUUCCUGUCAUCCAGCGGGCGUAUGCACCACCCAGCAGUGAGCAGAGUGGCAGUGACACAGACACAGACAGCGGCUACGGUGGAGAGCUGGAGAAGAAUGAAUCUAGUGUUCAUCAGGGACGUCCAGACUACUACAGUCAGGAGAACCAUCUGAAGAGAGCUCUGGUCGAGCAGAAGACCUCUGGCAUCAAACAGGAGGACGACGAGCUGCAACAGAAACGACCCAGAGUGGAGUCUUCUGAGGAUGAGCUGCUCUCAGGUGGAGAAACAACAGCUUCACAGCCUUCAAGUGGUUACAGUAGUUACAUGAGUGUAUCACCUAACCAACCACCUCCUCCACACCCCCUGUGCAUGCCGUUCUACCUCAUUCCACCUUCUGCUGCAGCCUACCUGCCAAUGCUGGAGAAAUGCUGGUACCCUGGAGCUGUGCCCAUGCUGUACCCCAGUGUGGGCGGCUCUACCCCUGCUGCGCCCAGUGAAAGACCACCUCCACCUCAACUGGUGUUGUCUCCCAGGGGUGGCUCUCCAGCCCCGGCCAUAUCACAGACCCCUAUGGACUCCCCUGCCCUACUUCAGGCAUUAAAGCUGGUACCACCCAUCAACCUGGAAACCAAAGACUGAAACACAGAAGCCAAGAGAACAUUCUGUUCAACUACCCAAUUGGCGAGAUAAUAGUAGAAGGGGAGAAAUGACAGAACAGUUCCACAAUCCACCUUCACUACUCUCCUUUGUUCAGGGAUUAACAUUUUGUGGAAAUUGCCAGAUUUCCAAAUGUGAGGCAUAUGGGUAUUUAUACGGGACAUUGUUACGUUGAUGUAGCAUGUUUGGCUAACAGUGGGUUGCAUUUAGAAAAAUAGCUUGAGCUAUUUAAAGGUUAGCAUAAAUAUAUGUGGUCAUGCUAACUGUCCUAACCUAACUGUGGCUGUUGUGAACCUCAGGUGAUGCUAACCCAGUUUGUGUUAUCCAUGGUUAGCAUGAUUGCAUAUGUUAACGCAAAUGACAAUUAGCAUUUUUUGUAAUGCAACCAGUUGUUGGUUAAAAUGCAGCGGUAUUGUGCUCCACAUCCAGAAAUCUGACAUUUUCUGUAAGACUCGUUACCUGGUGGGUCAAAUGGCAAACAAGAGGACAUGUAGGAGCAGUGAAUGACUGUAGGGGCAGCACCCAUGCACGCCCCACUGCAGAAGAAUGCAAAGCUCCGGUCGGGCUCCGAUUGAAUGUUUGGACUCAUCGUUCAGUGCAAAAUGUAUUAUAUGAAUGGGCCUGUACACACAACAAACACACACCCAGCUGAAUGUAAAGAAAGUGUUUCUAGAUGCUGCUGUUAAUGUGCACACAAACGCCAGUGACACUGACCCUCGUAGCUGCCGCGAUAGUGACAAGCCAGCUUUGUACUCUAGAAGUUGUUGCACCAAAAGUUUGCUGUAAUAUUUCACCCAAAGUUUGUUGCCUAUGUUGUGUAGGUUAUUGCAGGAAAAAAAACGUACAGGCGAGCGAAGCUACCCUCUCAUGUUCUGAAGGCACGGACCUCCUCACGAGCACACUGAAUGAGACGUCUGUUGUUUUAUGACAGACAGCCUGAGAUGGAUUUUCUGUAACUAUUGUUGAUAUAUUUUUAUUUUUGAUACCCAUUCCUGCACUCUGUCCUGAGCGAUAGAAGGGGGGCAGCGAGCGCACGUUGUUUUUUGUGUACUCAGAACCUGUGUACAUACUGUAGCACUGUGCUGGACCUCGUCUGCGUACUCGGCAUCCGUUUCUGCUCAAGUCAAACCUGGUGUUUGUUCUUGCUGUUGCCUUUUACUUGUGAAAACCUGAUCGAUCUCAGAUCUUUAUUCUCUAUACUUUGUAUGAAUACUGGAGUCAAAGGAGCGGUGGGAAGAGAUGUGAAUAUAAACGUUUUACCAGAAGACUAGUUUUCUAUAGAAAGAGGUACUUGAGAUUUUAUAUUUUGGGACCUACGUGAAAGAUGUUUGUUGUACAUAUUUUGUCUAUAAAUGUUGAUAUACAUUAAAUAAGUGUAUUAAUAAAGUAUUUUUUCCUGUGGAA
This is a messenger RNA of Thalassophryne amazonica, 3009 nucleotides long. RefSeq names its product basic helix-loop-helix family, member e40 (gene bhlhe40). Gene Ontology annotation, cellular component: nucleus. Gene Ontology annotation, biological process: circadian regulation of gene expression; anterior/posterior pattern specification; regulation of transcription by RNA polymerase II. The record is from RefSeq and is a predicted model, not a curated record. The transcript is spliced from 5 exons. Gene Ontology annotation, molecular function: protein dimerization activity; DNA-binding transcription factor activity, RNA polymerase II-specific; RNA polymerase II cis-regulatory region sequence-specific DNA binding. NCBI's taxonomy places the organism in Eukaryota, Metazoa, Chordata, Actinopteri, Batrachoidiformes, Batrachoididae. The coding region runs from base 298 to 1587 and encodes 429 amino acids.